AUGUCGGCAUCUUCCAAGGGAAACACAAUUUUCGACUUCGAGGUCCGCGAGGACGAGAUCGACCUGGAUAAAUCCGUUCCCAAGCUGAAGGGCGCCUCCAACUGGAGGAUGUGGGAAACUCAGAUGUUCAGGAUGCUUUGUUUCAACAACCCUGUCUAUGUGCAGUUGAUUAGAGAUGAGAUCAAGAUGCCUCCCGCUCCCAUUUACGCAGAUCCAUCUCGUAGCAGUGUCCGAGCCCUGCUUCUCGAAGAGGCCGAGAGCAACAAAGAAAAUGAACCUCGCAUUACUGCAGAGGCCAUCGAAGCUCGCUCCAUCCAGAUUGUCGCUUCGAAUUUGGAGCUGCGCAAGCACCACGCAGAUGGCGAAGAGAAGUGGGAAAUGGCUAACAACCGAGCUUUCCUACAAUUUUUAUCUACGCUCGAACCGCAGUUCUCCUCUUCACUUUACAAUAUUACCAAUGUUCGCGAGGCUUAUCUUGCACUGAAAGAUCUUCACUGGAAUCCGUCACACCCUGCCACCUACCUCCGGUUUAAGAAGCUUGUCAACCUCCGCUACAAAAGGGGAGAUCCUCACACCUUUGUGGCGCGUUUUAAGAAUGUCCUUGGGGACUACACUGCUUUCGUUGGAGACAUGACACCCUUGCAAGAGCUCUGCCACUUUAAGAGAGCAGUUAUCGGCAAUCCUCGGUGUCAUGUCUCUAUCCUGAACCUCACGAUCAAUGAAGAAGACCCUGACUUGAUGGGCCAGGUCUACCGCGAUUUUGUCGGGGCCGUGAGAUUGCAUGAGAUGUUUUCAGAGUCCUGA
Penicillium mononematosum is the source of this 804-nucleotide messenger RNA. RefSeq lists its product as uncharacterized. The transcript has a single exon. Lineage: Eukaryota; Fungi; Ascomycota; Eurotiomycetes; Eurotiales; Aspergillaceae. The record is from RefSeq and is a predicted model, not a curated record. Bases 1 to 804 code for a protein of 267 amino acids.